This is a messenger RNA of Adelges cooleyi (spruce gall adelgid), 707 nucleotides long. RefSeq lists its product as uncharacterized. NCBI's taxonomy places the organism in Eukaryota, Metazoa, Arthropoda, Insecta, Hemiptera, Adelgidae. The annotation marks the transcript as partial. The record is from RefSeq and is a predicted model, not a curated record. The transcript has 9 exons.
AUGAGCCAAAGGAUAGAAAGAAGCUCAACGCUACAAACAAACUCCUUCAAAUGCAUAAUAAUAAAUAUACACUUUGGGACAGAUUCAAACAUUUUGUUUGUGGAAAUCAGCACUCAAUGGUGAAAUUGAAUUUUAUGUUUGCAAUACCUGAACAAGAUUAUGAAGGAGACACAAUUAAGCAGCACAUACUUGAGCGUGAACUGCAACAAGGACUACUCAUGGAAUCAGUUACAGGCAAUAUUGAAUUCGAGUUUGUUGAUGAUAUUGGUAGUGAUAUAAAAAAUGUGAAAGAACUUGGAGCUGAAAGAAGAAAAAUAAUAAGAUAUAGUUUAAAAUCGUUAAUAGCCAAUAUAAUACACAACCCAGGGAGCCACGAUGUUACAUUUGAGCAUACAUGUCAAAUGGUAGGAUUGUACUUAAGUAUCAAGUUUGCAGACAACUACUCAACUUCUGCUGUUGUUACACCUCCGCCUGACAAUACUUGUGUCAUAAGCAAUGGAACUACAGUCUUGCUAUCUUGCAAAUAUAUCACUUGGCGUAAAAGACUUUUACGUCUUGUAGAUAAAGAUAACCAUGAAACAUAUGGGGAAGACAUACUUCUAUCUGUAUUACGUACUUAAAUGUACUUGCAGUUUAAAUUUUUAGUAUAUUUGCACACUAGUAUAAAAAAUUGUCUAGUAAUUUAAUGUACCGCACAAUAAAAUAUC